Messenger RNA from Cicer arietinum (chickpea), 608 nucleotides. Lineage: Eukaryota; Viridiplantae; Streptophyta; Magnoliopsida; Fabales; Fabaceae. The record is from RefSeq and is a predicted model, not a curated record.
CCUAAAUUUAGCUUGGAAUUUGGUUUCCAAGAGAACCUCAAUAGCUAUAAAUAUACUUACAGUUUCCUUCAAAAACAACACAAUUCAUUGACAUCCUCAAGUAUUAGUUACAAUACAUCCUUCUAAAUAUUUUUAGGCCUUUGCUCUACUUCCCUCAAAGAAGCACACAAAAUGGGUUUUCGGUUAAAUGUUAUUCGACAAGCAUCAUUAACUUCUAUCCAAGCAGCUUCAAAAUCAGCAAAAGUGCCAAAAGGCUAUGUUGCGGUGUAUGUUGGAGAGAAACAUAAGCGGUUUGUGAUCCCAAUAUCAUACUUGAACCAACCAUCAUUUCAAGACUUGUUGAGUCAAGCUGAAGAAGAGUUUGGAUAUGAUCAUCCAAUGGGUGGCCUCACAAUUCCUUGCACCGAAGAUGUAUUUCAACGUAUAACUUCUCGCUUGACUUGAAUGAGCUAUGAAUCUGACACCAAAAGAGACUGACAUAAUUUAGUAGAGAUAUUUUUGUAAACUAGGCAUCUGUUCAAAUUGUAAACAUGAGAAAAAAUGACCAUUAGAUUGACAAAUUUAUACAGUAUAUAUAUUUUUUAAUGACAAUGAAUUUGAAUACUCGA